Molecule: messenger RNA, 691 nt
Organism: Paramecium pentaurelia
Lineage: Eukaryota; Ciliophora; Oligohymenophorea; Peniculida; Parameciidae
Source: the annotation of a GenBank genome assembly
AAUGGCUAAUCAAUUAGAUACAAUUUCAUUUUCUACCUAAUAAAGACUUCAUUAAUAUAAUCCUUCAACUGAUUCUCAUAAAUCUAAUAAACAACACUAAUAUCCUUAGAAUUUCAAUAUCCAACAAAUCAACAAAGAAAUAUAAUUCAUAGCUGAUUAUGCAUUAAGAUUAAUAAAAACCACUUAGCCAACCUCAGAUAAAUACAAGUACAUUAUUAGAAUUGCAGAAAUCAGUAUGAAAGCAAAAGAAGUGGAUAUCAAUAAAAAAUUAUUGGAUGACGUUGUUGAAGAAUUAACCAUCAUUGUAACUCAUAGUUUGAAAUCAAAAACUGUAUAAUUAUUGCUAACUAGAUUAAUUUAACUUUAUAAAAAAAAGCAAGCAAGCUUUAUAAAUAGUGAAAAAAAUAUCAAAAAAUUUGCAUCGUAUUUUAAUAAUAAACCUAAAAAUCAAAAUAAUAUAAUCACCAAUUAAAUUGAUUCACCAAGAUUGAAUGCUUAAAUAUAAAAAUCUUAUUCUCCUACAUCCCUUUAUAAAAAUUCUAGAAUUACCACAUCGAGAGAACAAAAACUUCAAAUUUAGAAUCAUCACUUAGAAGAUCCAUACAAUUUAAACUAUGAACAUUUAAAAGCUUUAUUAAGUCCUUAAAUAAAUUUUCAGAGAUAAAGGAACUAUUAUCUUUCUAAAUAUUGA